Molecule: messenger RNA, 3776 nt
Organism: Zophobas morio
Lineage: Eukaryota; Metazoa; Arthropoda; Insecta; Coleoptera; Tenebrionidae
Gene: Adcy2
Product: adenylate cyclase type 2
Exons: 19
Coding region: 157-3294 (1045 amino acids)
Biological process (GO): adenylate cyclase-activating G protein-coupled receptor signaling pathway; adenylate cyclase-inhibiting G protein-coupled receptor signaling pathway; intracellular signal transduction
Cellular component (GO): plasma membrane
Molecular function (GO): adenylate cyclase activity
Source: RefSeq, a predicted model, not a curated record
AGUUAGCAGUUUCGUUCCACCAGUUGCUGGCCGGCCAGCGCCGGUAUCGGUUGCUCUAGUUGCGGUUUCGACGAGCGUCGCGACGCUCCGUGCCGCGUCUUCUUCGCCAACUUUCAUGCUUUCAUUUCGCCGUAGGUGAACUCCACACAGCUCAAAAUGCAGGACCAAGUGGAUGGGAUGGAAUUGGAGACACUCUACCAGAGAUAUUGUAUACGUCUUAAGCAUGCUCUGUUCUUGUCGUGUUUAUCGGUGGCGGCUGCCACCAGUGCCGGAUUACUUAUCACGACGUGUGUGAUGGAGGACCUCACCAUCGGCCUUCUCCCUAUCACCACCAUGUCGAUCUUGACCUUCGCCCUCUUCUGCAUCCUCCUCGCCUCCCAGUUCCCCAUCAUCCUCGAGUCCGACGCGUGGGCUCUCGUCUCCUCCCUCCUCAUCGCCGUCAUCGUCACCACCUCCAUCCUCCUCCUGGGCCAGCGGCACGCUCCCCUGCCGCUCUUCGCCCUCCUGCUGGCCAUCCACACCAUGCUGCCCCUUUCGAGGGCAGUGGCCCUGGCUCUGGCCGCUGUCGUCACCGCAGCGUACAUGGGAUGGUCCAUUGCGGACCGAGUCAACGACGAGCGUCACUCGCAUUAUCUACAGCUGAUCCCGGAGUGCGUCUUGCUGGUCACGGCGUCGUGCACGGGGUUAUACUACAGGCAUAUGACGGAGGCGGCACACAGGAGGACGUUCGUGGGCACGAGGACGUGCAUCGAGUCGAGGGUGAAGCUGGAGUGCGAGAAGGAGCAGCAGGAGCAGCUGUUGUUGAGCGUCAUUCCGGCGUAUAUCGCUGCAGAGGUGAAACGUAGCAUUAUGCUGAAGAUGGCCGACGCCUGCAACGAACACUCCAAUCGGAGCUUCCACGAGAUGUACGUUCAGAGGCACAAUAACGUCUCCAUCUUGUACGCCGACAUCGUUAAUUUCACGCCGCUCUCGGAACAACUAUCGGCUUCUGAUCUGGUGAAGACACUCAAUGAAUUGUUCGGGAGAUUCGACCAGAUAGCGCAGGAUAAUCAGUGCAUGAGGAUCAAGAUCCUGGGGGACUGCUAUUAUUGCGUCUCGGGAUUGCCGGUGUCGAGACCCAACCACGCCUACAACUGUGUCAACAUGGGCUUGCAGAUGAUCGAAGCCAUCCGGUUUGUCAGGGAAGCCACCGGCUUCAACGUGGACAUGCGAAUCGGGAUCCACACCGGGAAUGUCCUGUGCGGCGUCCUGGGUUUGCGGAAGUGGCAGUUCGACGUCUGGAGCGACGACGUCACUCUAGCCAACCACAUGGAAUCAGGAGGAAUCGCAGGGAGGGUUCACAUAACGAGAGCCACUCUCCAUCAGUUGGGGGAUCGCUUUCAAGUGGAGCCUGGGGACGGAAUCGGAAGGGAGUCGUACUUGGCGGACCAUAAGAUCGAGACUUUUCUCAUUGUUCCGCCAAAGAAACCCGAAUCGGAGGCGCAGAACGGGAACGCGAAGCCGCCCCUGGCGCUGUCCGACCGCCACAACAGUAUCUGCGGCGACGGCAUGUACGGCAUGGCCACCCCCAGCGGGCCGCCCACCAGGUCGCGGCCCUCGAGCAAGAUGACCAAGUACGUGGAGUGCUGGGGGGCGGAUAAGCCCUUCGCCAACAUCGCCGAGUCGACGCUGGCGAAGAACAUCGAAUUGACGUCCGGAUCGUAUCAAAAGACACUGGCCAUGAUUGAGUCUAACCUCCUGCCGGACCGAAACACGUGUUUGGAGUGCAAGAAGUCCUGGAACAGCGAAGAUUUGCAUCCAGCGCUCCUGUGGUUCCGGAAUAGGAAGAUCGAGAACGAGUACCGGAGCCAGCCCGACGCGGAGUUCCGGUGCUACAUAGCUUUCGCCAGCUGCGUGUUCCUGGCCAUGUGCAUCAUGCAGGUGGCUACGAUUCCACGAACCAUCGUCCUCUACGGCACCCUCGCCCCCACCUUCGUCGUGCUCACCGUCUUCGUGUACUUGUGCUGGCUCGACGGCUGCUGCAGCCCCCGCCCGCCCUCGGACACCCCCGCCGACGAGCCCGGCGCCUGCUCGCCCCCCGGCGAGGUGGUGACGGGGAGCAGAUGCCUCCGCCUGGCCAUCUUCCUCGUAUCGGUGGUCCUGAUCUCGGCUUGCGCCGCCGUCACCCUGGUGGAUUACCAGCCGGUGUUGAUCCCAGUCGCCUCGGAGGGGGUGGUGCGGAAAAAUGGGACGAAUGCGACUGAGGAGGAGGGGGAGCACUCGAUGGAGACCUUGCCGACCUACUUGUACAGCUCGGUGCUUUCCCUAGCGGCCAUCUCCGUUUUUCUUCGGAUGGGUUUCCUCCUCAAGCUCUGCCUGAUGGUGGCGUCUGUGAUAAUACAUAUCAUUCUCUAUAGGUACAUGGACUUGUUUAACGACCCCCACUACGACAAAUUCUCCGCUAUACCCCUCGAGGUCAAAAGCGCCCUGGUCCUCACCGUCGUCGUCAUCUUCUUCCACAUCCUGGACCGCCAAAUCGAGUUCACCUCCCGGACCGACUACCUCUGGAAGGCCAAGCUCAAAGUCGAGCAAGAAGAAGUGGAGACGAUGAGAGGGAUCAACAAGAUCCUCCUGGAGAACAUCCUCCCGGCCCACGUGGCUGAGCACUUCUUGGCCUCCAGAGACACCCAGGAGCUCUACCACGAGCGGUACUCGUGCAUAGCUGUGAUGUUCGCCUCGAUACCCAACUACAAGGAGUUCUACGACGAAAGCGACGUCAACAAGCAGGGGCUGGAGUGUCUGCGGUUGCUCAACGAGAUCAUCUGCGAGUUCGAUAAACUGUUGCUCAAGCCGAAGUUUAGCUGCAUCGAGAAGAUCAAGACGAUCGGGAGCACUUACAUGCUGGCGUCGGGGCUGAGGCCGGGGGAGGAGGAGAAUAGCACGGAAGCAAGUCGGAAGGAAGAGCACAUUAUCGUCGCUCUGGUGGAUUUUGCUGUGUCGCUGAUGACGAGCCUUGAUCAAAUUAACAGAGACGCUUUCCAACGAUUCAAACUUAGAGUGGGUCUGAACCACGGUGCCGUGAUCGCGGGCGUCGUGGGCGCCCAGAAGCCCCAAUACGACAUCUGGGGCAACACCGUGAACGUGGCGUCCCGCAUGGACUCCUGCGGGAUCAUGGGCCGCAUCCAGGUCACCGAGGAGACCGCCAAGAUCCUCAUGAACGCCGGCUACCCCUGCGAGUGCAGGGGCAUGACGUACGUCAAGGGCAAGGGCAACCUGACCACCUACUUCGUCAAGACGCCCUUCGACGACAAGUGACACUCCUCCGGGAAUCGCGACACCACAAAUUCCACACAUGGGAAAGAUGAGACUGAGGAGACAUCCCUGUAGUCGUGGUUACAGCAACACCAAGACAAGCAGUCGGGUCUUGUAACCACUUCCAACGGCACUAUUUCGUGUUUUUGUAGGAGGCGCUGCCUCCGAGUCUAUGUACCUGACUGAUUUUUUGUACUAAGUGUCAGUGCUUUUAGAGUUACGACGUAACACCAAGCGGGUGUGCAUAGUGCAGAUUCUGUCAGUGGCUAAGAUUUCAUCUCUGAAUGUCUUUAAUGUGGGAUAGGGUGAGUGUUUAGGUGCGAGCUGCGUCUGCGCCGCAGUAUACUCAGUUUUGAUUGGGCGACGUGCUCGGAUCUAGAUGGCGCUCUGUCGACCUCCCGACAAUCCCUUCUGACUUACUUUGUUGAUUCCAUGUUUUUGGAUGUACUGUAUGUGACACUUUCGAAUAAAAACGUUUUAUUUUC